Molecule: messenger RNA, 1557 nt
Organism: Mesocricetus auratus (golden hamster)
Lineage: Eukaryota; Metazoa; Chordata; Mammalia; Rodentia; Cricetidae
Product: hepatitis A virus cellular receptor 1 homolog
Exons: 4
Coding region: 898-1203 (101 amino acids)
Biological process (GO): phagocytosis, engulfment; positive regulation of mast cell activation
Cellular component (GO): cell surface
Molecular function (GO): phosphatidylserine binding; virus receptor activity
Source: RefSeq, a predicted model, not a curated record
CCUCAAUCCAAUUAUACAUGGCUACAUAUGAAAUUCAUAUCAUUAUACCUUGCAUAAAAAAUUGAAAGCUUGAAGCUGGAAAUUGAACACACACACUUCACCAGUGGGUUUCCAAUAUACUGCCUCAGGGGUUCUGUGAGGAUUAGGUACUGUGAGUAAGUAGCCCAGAAUCUGCUUCAGCAGAUUCAGCAGAAUCUUCAAAAGAUUGAGCAAAUAUUCUUGAUGCUAUUUAAUAAGGCAUGGAUGGGCCCUGUAACUCUCACGGUUACCUAGCUUUGUAAACAGGAAGGUUUGGAUUUGUACCAAGUGCUUUUCUAGGUGUCUCUCGGCAUCCCUCAGGAAGAUGUGGUCUCAGUCACUGUGUGUGGCAGCGUGAGUGCUUAGCCACAGUGCUUCCCCUUCUUGCUCAGUCCAUCUUGCUAAUGAUGAAGUUGGUUGAGGCUUGGGCCAACCACUGCUGAGCAGUACCAGCCUUCUUCACCAGGGGCCAUAUACACCUUGUCUUUAGAAGACUCCAUGCUUUUAUCUCGGAUUUGUACUAAGACCAAGGGUGACAUUAAAGGCUAUGUGUGGGGAGGGACUGCUAAAGAAGAGAAUGUAUUGAGGACAGGUUUUCAUGUACUUGGGAAUGCACAGAGCCCUACACCCCUAGGGGUCAACAGAGCCCUGGAGAAGGAUGUGAAAACAGUUUUCUCGCAUUCCCAUCAGAGCAGGUCACGUGCCUCACAUUGGUCAGGAAAUGGGAAGUUGCCCUCUGAGAAUUAAGACUUGGCCACAUACCAUGUGCUGAGUGCCACAGCCAAGCAGAGUAUCUUCUCAUUUUCCUUUAGGUCAGCACCACGAUGCGUCCUCAAGCCAUCAUUUCAGGUGUCAUUCCCCUUCUCCCAGAUAAAGAGAAUGAGUGGCGUACAGAAAGUGACCAUCUCACUGAAAGUUCAACCAGAAAUUCCAACAAGUCCUCCAAGGAGACUCACAAUGAUCAUAACAUCCACAACUACUUCAACAAGACUCACAGAUGCUCCAAAAUCAACCAGACUCUCCACCACCAGCAGACACACUGACACCCAAACCAGCUUGGUAGACCACAUCUCUAAGAUCGAAGCUUUGCAAAAUACAGUGGUCUUGAGGCCUCAAGGUGAAGACAUGGUCUACAUUAUGGAAGACAGUGCUCAUAUCAAAGAUUCAGUCACAGUUACUCACUGAAGGUCAUCCUCCUGCGACUGCAGCAGACACCAAUCGGAUAUGACCACACUGGACACCCUUUAAUUCCCAGGGCUAUUUUCAGUGUCAGUUCAUCUGGUGUCCCCACUUGUCACCAUUUGUGGAGAGAAUGCCUCUCAUUCACACUCACUGUUGAUAUCAUGCUUAGUCUCUCAAGUUACUGGGAGAGUGUUGUCUCAAACAUGGAUACUUUAGACUUUGAUAUUUUCUUUAGACCUCAUAAUUCUUGUAUUCAUGAAAGACAAUCAUUGGUACUUCAGGAAAUGGACUUCUAUCUUAGAUACUAAAACCAUCUAUAAGAGAGGAAUAAAGUUAAAAUUAAAAGAGGGGACUUAA